Molecule: messenger RNA, 2086 nt
Organism: Tribolium castaneum (red flour beetle)
Lineage: Eukaryota; Metazoa; Arthropoda; Insecta; Coleoptera; Tenebrionidae
Product: prolyl 3-hydroxylase 1
Exons: 9
Coding region: 40-1899 (619 amino acids)
Biological process (GO): collagen metabolic process
Molecular function (GO): L-ascorbic acid binding; protein binding; oxidoreductase activity, acting on paired donors, with incorporation or reduction of molecular oxygen
Source: RefSeq, a predicted model, not a curated record
CGAACUCCUACUUAACUUAAGACUCAGUUUGACUUAGCCAUGGUGUCGUACGCACGUGUAGUUUACGCAGUUUUGUUGAGUUGUAUAACACAUGUGUACACAGACGGCGAAAACAUAACCGAAUCGUGCAUGUAUUUGUACGAAAAAGGUGUCGAGGCGUACUUGGACAAUCGAUUCGACGCGUGUAUUGUUCAUUUCGAAAAUGCGAUACAGAAAUAUAGGGACUACAGGAAAAGACUCCAAAACUGUCGGAUUAUGUGCAAGGAGGAAGCGGACUUGUCGGAACCGCUUUAUCCGGUCGAUAUCGACGAUCUGUUGUUUUUCGAAAAGGCGGUCAAAAACACGCUGUGCAUCAUGAAGUGCAAAAAGGCCUACAAAGACAAUUUUUUCAAAUUUAACGUCGAUAAAGAGACUGAAAAGCUCUUCGAGGACCUGAAGCCCUACGAGUACUUGCACAUCUGCUACUUUCAGAAUAAGGAAGUACAAAAGGCCGCAUCUGCCGCUUUCACGUAUUUAGUCUCAUAUCCCGACGAUAAAAUAAUGUCAGCUAAUCUGAAAUACUACUCUUCCAUGAGCGGAGUCGACAUGACGGAAGUAGUGAAUUUCGAAGCCAAAGAUUACGUUUAUUUGUACGUCCACGGUGUGGACGCGUACGAGAGGAAAGACUGGGACGGGGUUGUGGACAACAUGGAAGAAUCACUCGCGGCUUAUCUCCAAGCCGACGAGGAAUGCAGGGCACAGUGCGAAGGGCCCUUUGACCAGGGCUGGUACCCAGACUUUGUCCCGUCAAUUGCCAACCAUUUCACCUACUGUCUCAAAUGUAAGCAAAAGUGCAAAACGAAACUGAGCUCGCUCAAUGGGGAAAAACACGACGAUCUGCUCCCCAGCCACUACCACUACUUGCAAUUUGCAUAUUUUAAAAAGGGUAAUUUAAAAGCGGCGUGUGCAGCUGUGUCUAGCUAUUUAUUGUUUUACCCAGAGGACGAAACAAUGGUCGAAAAUAAGAAAUUUUACAGUAAAUUACCGAAGUUCAGCGAGGAUUUUCUCGCACCCAGAGCCGAAGCGCUACACUACGUCCAGAGACACACCUACGAACAGAGGAUCCUCAAAUUCAUUGUGCACGAAUACAAAUUUGACGUUUCCACGGAACUUACGUCUGAGGCGUUACAGUAUCGCGUUGUAAUGACGGAAAAACAGCUCCAGGGUCCAAACAGAUUCGUAUCUGAAGGUUUGGCAACGAGCAGCGAGUGCCAAACGUUGGUCAACACCGCCAAAAUGUUCGCUUUAUCAGGCGACGGUUAUCACGGAUAUCAAUCACCGUUCACAGUUUUUGAAAAAUUUAGGGGCAUUACUUUAAGCCGCGCUACAGCUCUGGUUUACUUCAAUUUGCUCGAACCGCAAUAUUUGCGCCUCUUGUUGCAAAUCUCCGACUUGGGGAAAACCAAAAUUGAGGAGUUUUUCAAAAUCAAAAAACCGCUCUUUUUCACUUACACACACCUCGUAUGCCGAUCAGCCCAGCAACACGCUCCAAUUAAUCGUACAGAUUACAGCCACAUGAUUCACGCCGACAAUUGUAACUUAAUCAGCGAUACAAUCUGUGAAAAACAACCCCCUGCCUACACUUAUAGGGACUACAGCGCGAUUAUUUACCUAAAUGAUGAUUUCGAAGGGGGCGAGUUUGUUUUCGCGGGAGAUACAAACGGGGAGAAAAUCCAGAGUGUUAUCAACCCGAAAUGUGGCAGAAUGGUCGCGUUUUCGUCCGGUCCUGAAAAUCUCCACGGUGUUCGCGCUGUUAAAAAAGGUUCACGGUGCGCUAUCGCACUAUGGUUUACUUUCGACCCGAAACAUUCAGAAACGGACAGGGACGAGGCCUGGGAGGUGCUUGGGAAAAUGAAAUAGUACAAAACUUUUAUUUUUGUGUACCUGCAAUGAUACGUCUCAUACUUUCAAUUAAAAAAGUAUGGUCAAUGUGUUUGCUUACCUCAUAUUUUUAAUGGGUUGUGUUGAUAAGUCGUACUUAAUUAGUGUUACGUGUGGUGACCCUAGUCAACGCUGUUCCAGUUCUUUUAAUAAAUAUUUUUGUGAC